Penicillium brevicompactum is the source of this 309-nucleotide messenger RNA. RefSeq lists its product as uncharacterized. The transcript is spliced from 2 exons. Lineage: Eukaryota; Fungi; Ascomycota; Eurotiomycetes; Eurotiales; Aspergillaceae. The coding region runs from base 1 to 309 and encodes 102 amino acids. The record is from RefSeq and is a predicted model, not a curated record. Gene Ontology annotation, molecular function: protein dimerization activity; DNA binding.
AUGGCCGCUAUCAAGGCUAUCAGGUCCAAGGAUACGAUUUCGAAAAGAAAAUUGAUGCGGCAAAGACAAUGCCGCCGUAAAGCAAGUCUGAUGAAAAAGGCAUGCGAAUAUAGUAGGAUGUGCAGCGCAGAUGUAUGCGUGGGAAUUCGUGUGCGAGAGACAGGCCAGGUAUAUAUUUUAUUAGCGGAUACUUCGGGAUUCUGGGCUUUCCUUAGCUCACAAUUAAACUCCUACUAUCCAGCCCCAAUGAUAGUGACAGACCAGGAUCUACAACAGGCUGACAACCAUACACCGCAACAACCUAUAUGA